This is a messenger RNA of Athalia rosae (coleseed sawfly), 2363 nucleotides long. RefSeq lists its product as uncharacterized. The coding region runs from base 172 to 1038 and encodes 288 amino acids. The record is from RefSeq and is a predicted model, not a curated record. The transcript is spliced from 3 exons. NCBI's taxonomy places the organism in Eukaryota, Metazoa, Arthropoda, Insecta, Hymenoptera, Athaliidae.
UCAGAGCUCUUAAGCAUACCAUACACUUCAGCUCGCAGGGGCUGAUUUGUGGUUUAAAAUUAAUAUAAAACAGUGGUGAUUCGAAUUCGACAAACACCGUAUCGCCUGUAACCAGGAAGAGGUCCAGUGUUUCGAAACAGCUGUGUCGUGUUUACAUAGAGUAGAAUCAAAAUGAAGGUAGCUCUGGUACUUUUGGCUAUGGUAGCCGUGACGUUGGCGACUCCGGUCGAGAAGGUUAACAAGGUCGAGAUCCACGAACAGCAAACGGUCACCCUUUCCGAUCGUGCGAAGUACGAGGAGGAACUACUCAGAAAAUUGAACGCCAAGUGUUCCCAGAACGAUAUCAGCAGCUGCGUUAUGCUCAAGCUCGUCACUUACAUGAACAAACUGUUGAAAAAAGCCUCCAUCGAACUCACCGACGACAUUGAAAUUAGAAAGACGAGUUCCGUGAGCGAGGAAACUUCCUUCACCGCCGCCAGAAGCAACGACGAAGACACCCAGAUACUGGACCUGGUCACGAACAAAAUUUACUCCUUCGUUAAAUCGAGGAGCAUCAAAUGGCGAGUACUCCCCGAAGACGACGUCGUUGUAUCAGCGUCGGAGGACGACACCGGUUCCCUCAACCUCGGACUGUCGAUCGAACACGCGGACAACGCCGUUCAGGACGGUCGUGGGAAGAAAAAUGGUAUGGGACCUCUCCUUGCCGCUGCGGUGAUAAAGAUCGGUCUGAUCGGCGGUCUGGCCUUCAAAGGAUUAGCUUUGUUGGUCGGCAAGGCUCUCCUCCUCUCGAAGAUCGCUUUACUCUUGGCCGGUAUAAUCGGUCUGAAGAAAUUAUUCUCCCAACAAAAGCACGUUACGUACGAGGUGGUAGCCCACCCCCAUCACUCUUCGAGUCACACCUACAGUUCGGACCACGGCGGUCAUGGGGACAGCUAUUCCAGCGGAUGGGGAAGAAGUCUGGACGUUUCCCCGGUCGCCGUAUCCCCAGAGGGUGUGAGCGACGCUCACGACUUGGCCUACGGUGCUCACAAAAAUUAAUUUCAAGAAAAACCCCGUUACCACCGCAGACUUUGAGAGCCUGCUGUCGCGAGAGGGAGGUGAAUAACAUGUAACGUCGAUAGCCUGGAUGCUGAUGAAAAAGAAGGAGAGAAAAAAACGAAAUAAUAAUAAUAUUACGCGACGUAGAAAAGCGAAAGCGGUCAAUAAUCGAAAAAAUUAAAAAGGUCACCGCGGAGAUUCGUUCGACGUUAUAUUUGCAUCGUGAACUGGAUCAAGGUUUGGAAUAAUUCUAACCCGCCAUCAGAGCACGCGAUCACUUCUGUUCAUCAUCUCGCAUCGUUUGUUGGACGCUUUUCACAUAAUCUUUAUUCAAUUUUGUUCGCGAGGUUUUUCUCAUUAAUUGUUCAAAGAUUAUCGUAUCAAGAUCAUCAAACUGCUUAUCCAUUCGCGGGAAAACUCCGUCUUCUAGGUCACGUACUACGCGCUUUCCGGUAUAAAUCUUACACCAGCAGCAGCUUUCUCGUCACCGGUAUAAUAUAUAAAUAUAUCUUCAGCUACCUCGAUUCCAAUGCGAAACCAGUUCACGAUUCUUAGGUGUAGAAAUAUAACAUUUUAUUUAUUAUCCACUAACGCUCUCCGCACCUACAAGCAAAGAGAAAAGAAAACCCAACAAAACAGCAACGGAAACAAAGAUAGGAAAAAAAAAAAAUCGACUCAUCGUACGACGAUUUUCCGUAAAAAUAUUUCUUACGGUUAGAAAGACGAAUUCCGUAUUUUAUUUUAUUUUAUUUCUAUUUAUUUAUUUAUUUUUUUCUAACUAAAUUCGAAUUCGGUCCAGACAACGACACAUUUGACAUUGAUAAAGCAGAUUGCGACGUCCCCGAUGAUCCAACUUCUGGUAAUGAAGGACAUCUGGUGGACACUGUGAUAAUCACGCGAACUUUUGAAUAUACCGCGACGCCGACCGAAGAAAGCCGAAGUGGAGAGUUCAACGAUUGCAACCUGCAUAGGCGACGCCGACCGAAGAAAGCCGAAGUGGAGAGUUCAACGAUUGCAACCUGCAUAGGAAGGCUCGAUUCCGACACUCCGACGUGGAAUAAAUACGCACUUUACGGACUUUAACGACACUAACGAAAACUGAUGAAUUUUUUUCCGAAACUCCAUCGAACAGACCAUAAUCAUACGACGACGCCUUACACGCUGUUAUUAUUAUUAUUGUUAUUAUUAUUAUUAUUUAUAUCAUGUUAUCAUUAAUAAUUUAUUCUAUUCGACACGUUACAUAUGCGCGCAAAGCGAUAAACGAAAUAAUAUGGAUGUACGAGUAUUGUUUUAUGAAAUAAAUAUUUAUUGAGUGUGUUUUUUUU